AUGCCAAAGGAACGCAACUUCAACCCCGUGCAGGCCCAGCGCAAGGCCGACAAGGCCAAGGCCAUCAAGAAGGGCAAGGCAGAUGUGACCGCCAAGCGCAACGAGCGGCUCGCAAAGCGCAACCCAGUGCACCUACAAAAGCAGAUCGACGACCUCAAAGCCGUGACUGCCGGCGGCGGAAAACUCACACACCACGAAGAGCAGGUCCUCGAGGGCCUGGAGAAGGAGCUCAAGGCUGUCCAGAAGGCACGGGAGACACUCGGCGAUGCGGCACCGCAAUUCCGAAGCAGCGGGCCACGCCGAGAUGGCGACAAUGACAGGGGAGCGCUGGGGAAGAGGCGGAGGGACUACGACGAGGUCGAACUCAGCAGCGACAGUGAUGUGCCAGAGGAUGUGCAGAGUAUCCCAAUGCCGAGGGACACGCCGCCGCCAAUCCCCAAAGAGGUCAUGGACCGGUGGUGGGCUAAGAGGAGGGCCAAGAUGAACGAGAUCAAGAAUGCGAAUCUUGAGCCGUUAGGCAGCGGCAACGACAGGGGCGGCAGAGGUGAGAGGCAACAGUCGACGCCCACGCCUGCGCCAGAAGCAAAGACGGUAUACGAGUCCAAGCCUAUAGUGCGAGACCUUCGCAAGGAGGCGGUCGCAUUCGUCCCCAGCGUGGUAAGGCAGAAAUUGGACAAGACUCAAGGCAAGGGCGGUCUCAUGGAGCCUGAAGAGGCGGACAGGCUGGAGAAAGAGGGCUACCUGCAUGCAUCACACGACGUCCAGGGAUCACAGUCAACGGAGCCCGGCCACGCCUCGGCAACAGCAUCUCGGCAAGUCACGAUGGAGGAAGUCGAGGAAGACGAAGACUGA
Molecule: messenger RNA, 852 nt
Organism: Diaporthe citri
Lineage: Eukaryota; Fungi; Ascomycota; Sordariomycetes; Diaporthales; Diaporthaceae
Exons: 1
Coding region: 1-852 (283 amino acids)
Biological process (GO): RNA processing
Source: RefSeq, a predicted model, not a curated record